Messenger RNA from Raphanus sativus (radish), 618 nucleotides. Its product is annotated as auxin-responsive protein SAUR72. Gene Ontology annotation, biological process: response to auxin. The transcript has a single exon. The coding region runs from base 108 to 506 and encodes 132 amino acids. NCBI's taxonomy places the organism in Eukaryota, Viridiplantae, Streptophyta, Magnoliopsida, Brassicales, Brassicaceae. The record is from RefSeq and is a predicted model, not a curated record.
UCUCUUACCUUCCAACACCACCGAGUCAUUCAUUCUUACAGCUCAUACAGUUUCAUCACUCUGGCAAAAGCUUCCUCUCUCUACCUCUCACACAUCACAACAAGAAGAUGAAGCAUCUGAUCCGCCGUCUCUCCCGCGUGGCUGACUCCACUCACUACAAUCUCCUCCGGUCAGAUUCGCAACGACGGAGCCGCCGCUCUGAAUUUUCCCUCCGGUCUUCGAUGGCUCGCCGCUUGAAGAAACAUACAUCCUCUGUUCCUCAAGGACACGUACCGGUCUACGUGGGAGACGAGAUGGAGAGGUUCUUGGUUAGCGCGGAGGUGCUUAACCAUCCGGUUUUCAUCGGUUUGCUGAAGCGGUCGGCUCAGGAGUAUGGAUACGAACAGAAAGGAGUUCUUCAAAUCCCAUGCCACGUUCUUGUCUUCGAGCGCAUCAUGGAGUCGGUUCGGCUUGGAUUAGCGGUUCCAAGUGACUUGCAAGAUCUAAUCAGCGAGGAGUGUAUGUGAGAAGAUUUUUAGAAGAAUCCUUGGUAGGUAGAGAGGCAGAGUCACAGAGAUGGAUCUAGUUGUGUUUUUGUUCAGACACAGAGUAAUAAUAAUUCGUUGGUGUUGAUGUACA